AUGUCCCGUGCCCAUGAAAAAUGCAUCCGGGGCCGCAAUGACUCCAAGAGUCACAAGACACUUCAGGCAACCUCAGUAGUGGAUGAUGAGUCCCCCUCCUGUUCCUACUCUGUUUGGGAGGGUAAUUCCCAAGUUCCAUCAGACACUGAGACAAGUAGCACUUCCCAGGGGUCUUGGACAGCCUCAUCUACCACCAUUGCCUCUUCAGGUGUUUUUGACACAAAUUCUGAUCAAAGUGAUGAAAGCCAAGAUGAGGAACAUUCCUUUUCCUCAAAUGCCUUAUCUUCUGUGAACCCAUGCAGUGAGAUUCUAGCUAUAAAGCUGGAAGUGCUGCAGCAAUACCUUCUGUACAAGUAUAAAAUGCAACAGCCCAUUCUGAAGGAAGAGAUGCUCAAGAUCGUAGGUGAAGAUAACCAAGACCACUUUGCUGACAUCCUCCAGAAAGUGUCUGAUUGUAUCGAGGUGGUCUUUGCGGUAGACUUGAAGGAAGUCGACUCAAGCAACCACGCAUAUGAACUUGUCAGCAAACUGAACCUCCCCAAUAAUGGGAGGGUGAAUGUGGGCAGGGGAUUACCCAAGACGGGUCUCUUGAUGAAUAUCCUAGGCCUUAUCUUCAUUAAGGGCAACCGUGCCAGCGAGGAGGAGACGUGGGAAUUCCUGAAUAUGAUGGAAGUGUACGCUGGGAGGAAGCACCACAUCUAUGGGGAGCCCAGGAAGCUCAUUAACACAGAAUUCGUGCAGCUGAAGUACCUGGAGUACCACCAGGUGCCCAACAGCGAUCCUGCACGCUACGAGUUCCUGUGGGGCCCAAGAGCUCAUGCUGAAACAAGCAAGAUGCAAGUCCUGGAAUUUUUGGCCAAGGUUAAUGACACGGUCCCUAGUGCCUUCUCACCUUGGUAUGAAGAGGCUUUGCAAGAUCAAGAGAGAAAACCUACAAAACUAGGACACUGCCUGCAAGAGCCCAGUGACCUCAUUUCCUGGAGGCCAAUACAUCACAGUAACCAUCAGAUUAUGAAUACUGGAAAGGAGGACUUGAUGCAGAGACUCCUCAACCCCUAUUUCAGAAAUAACAUCUAG
Molecule: messenger RNA, 1077 nt
Organism: Hipposideros armiger (great roundleaf bat)
Lineage: Eukaryota; Metazoa; Chordata; Mammalia; Chiroptera; Hipposideridae
Product: melanoma-associated antigen B5-like
Exons: 2
Coding region: 1-1077 (358 amino acids)
Biological process (GO): negative regulation of transcription by RNA polymerase II
Cellular component (GO): nucleus
Source: RefSeq, a predicted model, not a curated record